Molecule: messenger RNA, 1035 nt
Organism: Meyerozyma guilliermondii ATCC 6260
Lineage: Eukaryota; Fungi; Ascomycota; Pichiomycetes; Serinales; Debaryomycetaceae
Exons: 1
Coding region: 1-1035 (344 amino acids)
Biological process (GO): DNA replication-dependent chromatin assembly; CENP-A containing chromatin assembly
Cellular component (GO): nucleoplasm
Molecular function (GO): histone binding
Source: RefSeq, a predicted model, not a curated record
AUGGCAUAUUCAAGCACGAUAAACGCCUUGGUGGCAGAUGCAAACAAGCUAUAUGCUCAGAAAGAUUUCGAGGAAGCGGCCUUGAAGUAUGGUGAGGCCUGUGAAUCGUACAGUUCUGAGUAUGGCGCAGAGGAUGCUGAUCUCUUGAAUUUAUACGGCAAGGCAUUGUUCCAAAACGCUGUUCUGAGGUCUGAGGUGUUCGGUGGAGUUGGAGCUCAGCAAGACGAGCCAAAGAAAGAAGAUAAUGACGAGGCAGGCAAUUUUCAGUUCCAUGAUGACGCGCCAUUGGCCGAAGAAGAUGAUACCAACGACGCGUCGGCGCCAAUUGGCCACGAGGAACAAGAGACCUCGGAUAAUGAAGACAAGGAAAACGAGCCAGAAGAAGACCAGAGUGACUUUGAAGUUGCGUGGGAGAUUUUGGACCUUGCCAGAUCGCUCUUUGAGCAGCAGCUUGAAAAAUGCCUGGAUAAACCGAGUAAAACCCCAUAUCUUGCAACGGAUAGCGAAGAGCCACAAAACAAGUACGUUACAAUAACCAAAAAGUUAUCUGAAGUCUACGAUUUACUAGGUGAGGUGUCGCUCGAAUCUGAGAAUUUCCCCCAGGCAGCGGCAGAUUUACAAAAGAGUUUGGAGUUGCGCGAGCAGUUGUACGACUCCCAACUAUCUGCAUUGGUGUCUGAAUCACACUACAAGCUCUCGUUGGCUUUGGAGUUUUGUGUCGAAGACCCAAACCUGAGGGCUAAAUCUGCCGAGCAGAUGCGCCUUGCUAUAGCUUCUGUGGAGCGCCGAAAUGAGACAGAGAAGAACGAAGCCAAGAAAAAGGACAACUUGGAGCUCUUGAACGAGCUCAAAGAGAGAUAUGCGGAUCUUCGCAAGGAUCCAGCCGAAGAGUUUGAUGAACAAAAAUUGGAUAUAAUCAAAGGUAUUCUUGGAGAAGCCUCCGAAACAGGCGAGAAGUCCGACCCAAACAAGGCCAAGCGGACUGCUGUUAACGACUUGAGUGGAAUGGUCAAGAAAAAGAAGCCCAAGAAGUAA